Molecule: messenger RNA, 1221 nt
Organism: Quercus lobata
Lineage: Eukaryota; Viridiplantae; Streptophyta; Magnoliopsida; Fagales; Fagaceae
Exons: 3
Coding region: 1-1221 (406 amino acids)
Source: RefSeq, a predicted model, not a curated record
AUGGGUGAACUUAAGGAUGUUGAUCAUAUCGAAGAUGUGGUUGUAGAAGAGAAUAGAGACACAUGCCCCGAUCCUGAUCCUAUGCCGGAAUGGUUCACCAAAAACACUUGGGAUAAUAUGUUUUAUCCAUCACCAGUUAUGCAAGCCGAAGUAUCAAUGCGAGAGAAUUUUAGCUUCAAAACUGAGCAUUCAGACUUAGAGAGGCUUAUGGAUGCAAGUACGGGUACAAAGUACAAGUUACUAGUGGAUAAUAAUUAUGAACAGGGAACCUGUACAUUCAAGUCUGUAUUUUGGGUGUUUCGUCCAUGUAUUGUUGGGUUCAAGAAGUGUAGGCCUGUGAUUAGCAUUGAUGCAACCCACCUCUAUGGAAAAUAUAAAGGGAAAUUGAUUAUUGCAAUGGUGAUAGAUACUAAUAAUAAGAUUUAUCUACCAGCCUUCACCAUUGUCGAGAGCGAGAGCACAGAGAUUUGGGGUUGGUUCUUAGCUUGUAUAAGAAGGUAUGUUAUCGACCGGAGACACCUAUGUGUCAUAUUUGACAGACACCAUGGGAUACAAGGUAUCUUUAGAGACACUAAUCGAGACUUUUUACAACCUCCCAUGACAGAACAUCGUUACUGCCUUCGUCAUCUAUGUAGUAAUGUCAACUCUAGAUGGAAUAAUGAAACUUUUAAGAAUCUAGUAUGGAGGGUAGCACUUACUAUCCAGGAGCGAAAGUUUAAUGCCACCUUCGAUUUAAUUGAGAAUGUCAACUGGGAUACGCACCAAUAUCUGAAAGAUGUGCCCAAAGAGAAAUGGGCCCUAACUUUUGACAAGGGUUACCGUUAUAGGGCAAUGACUACAAACAUCUCCGAGUGCUUCAAUGGUGUUCUAAAGGGUGCUCGUAGCCUGCCCAUUAUGGUAAUAGUGAAAUACACAUGGUUCAAACCGAAUGCUUACUUCAAUGAUAGUCGCAAUAAGAACAUAGCACAGUGGAAUUCGGGAAAAAAAUGGACUAAAUAUGCCUUGGAUAUCUUCAUGAGAAAUAAGGCGAAGGCGGAGCAUUAUAGGGUGACAAGAUCGAGCGUGCAACAACAAUCAUAUCAAGUAGAUACACUGCAUAAUCCAAGGACUGUUGGACAUGGGGAUCACACACAUGGAGUUAAUCUGCUGCAAAGAACUUGCAUAUGUCAGAAAUGGAAAUUGUACAAGAUACCAUGUUCACAUCAUUGCCGUUUGUAUUAG